Messenger RNA from Dacryopinax primogenitus, 541 nucleotides. RefSeq lists its product as uncharacterized. The record is from RefSeq and is a predicted model, not a curated record. NCBI's taxonomy places the organism in Eukaryota, Fungi, Basidiomycota, Dacrymycetes, Dacrymycetales, Dacrymycetaceae. The coding region runs from base 13 to 408 and encodes 131 amino acids. The transcript has 6 exons.
GUCAAAUUAACAAUGGAAGACAGGACGAUGCCAUCCGAUGCACUCACCAAGGUUCGCGCGGUGGACGACGACGCGCUUGCGGUCUUCGACGACCCGCAGGUCAAGCAUGAAGUUCUUCACAAGAUCUGGGAGCUGCACAGGGACGACGAGCGUCACGCACUGCAUGAAAUCAAUAAGCUGGAACACAUCAAGUACUACAAGCCGAUUCUGUAUGCGACAGAACCAGUACCUUUCGGUACGAACUACUUUGGCAAGAUCCUGCUUAACGAAAACGAGCAGUGUAUACAUGUUCGCGUACUCAAAGCGGAAGGCGGGACACUCAAUUUCCACGCGGUACAUUGGCGGAGUCCCGAGAAGGGCGGUGCCAUCUUUGGGAAGGAUGAUGAGCUCGAGUAUUUUGAGUACUAGACUCGUGCAAUGAGGUUCAAUGCAUGUGAACAAAGAGCAGGGGACUUUAGUUCUGCCGCAGUCAGCGGAGAAGUGAAGCGCGUGAAUGCAUGUUCAUGUGAUGUGAGACAGGGUAAUGAACUGCCAUAUUCUU